This is a messenger RNA of Soboliphyme baturini, 1092 nucleotides long. Lineage: Eukaryota; Metazoa; Nematoda; Enoplea; Dioctophymatida; Soboliphymatidae. The record is from the annotation of a GenBank genome assembly.
AUGUUCGACAAAGGCAUACGCAGUUUCGUGUUUAGGUACUUUGCAGCAACCCAGUUUCAGAAGUCAGCAGCGAGGAAAGCUUUUCCUUGCUUCGAUGAACCGCGAUACAGGUCUGUAUUUAAAAUAGGCAUUUCGUAUCCACAGAACAUGAAAGCUUUAUCCAACGCGAAAGAGGAAUCGAAAUUCAUAAGAGAGUUGCACUGGGCAGAAACAACGUUCGAACCAACCAUCGCGAUGCCAACCUACCUCAUGGCCAUCGUCGUUGGCGACUUCGUUCCCACACGUGGCCGCAAAGUACGAAAUACACAGGUAACCGCUAUCCGUUCGAUGUAUGCCUCACUGCAAUAUCCUUGGACGAUUUCUUGUUUCACACCUGAAUUCGUUUCGUAUUUGGAGCACUACUUUGAUGCCCCUUAUCCUCUCGAGAAAUUCGACAUGGUCGCUCUGCCUAUCUUCAAUUACGCAGCGAUGGAAAGCUGGGGAAUAGUGUUGUUCAACGAGCUGAAAUUAAUUUGCGACAGUAGCGUUCAGACUACUCCGGAGAGGCACCAAAACCUGAAUGUAAACUCACAUGAAGCCGCUCACAUGUGGGCUGGCAACUUGGUUGGAGUUGAAAAUUGGCGAAACCUGUGGAUAAGCGAAGGCUUAGCAACAUACUUCUCAUACAAGGCUUUCAAAGCUAUUCCAGAACUAGCACCGAAAGGAAUGCUGACGAUCGAUCAUUUCUUCGAUAUAGUCGAUUAUUUGAAGAACGAACAAAACUUCGCUCCUUGGAAAGUGGUAAAUCCGAUGUUUAACAACAUGGGAUUCCGUAUGAGAGAAAAGCCGGAAAACCUGUAUUUCAUGUCAUAUGCACGAAAAAUUUUCUACCAGCCGUACGAAAAUUUGAACGAAAGCAGCGACGAGUACGUAUUAUUCAAAACUCCGGUUGCGAUUCGCAGAUCCGCCUACUGCUACGCCAUUCAACAAGGCAGCGAAGAGGAAUUUUCGUUCGCUUUAAAGAUGCUCUCCAAUGAAGUCUUGCAAGAGGAGCGAUGCAACCUGAUUUAUGCGAUAUUAUGCACUCAGCAUUCAUACCUGAUCAGAAAGUAA